AUGUGUUCCAGCUCGUCGACCACGUCAGACCGCUUUCCUCAUCACCCUUGCCGACCCUCUGGUCGCAUAUGUUCACAUAGUCGCCCGCGCUUUCCCACGUCAACCACACAUCCCCUCGUCGCAAUCGCUGAUAGUGAACAUACCGCGCUUCAGAUCGUCACCCGCGCACCCUUCAUCACCCUCGUCGACCCGCACCGAUCCUCGCCGCCCUCACCUCCCUUAGUCACCGACAUUCCCUCUCGUCGCUCGCGCUUCCCCUCAUCACCCUUGCCAACCCUCGCCGCCCUCGCCUCCCCUCGUCGCCCGCGCGUCCCGUCGUUGCCCUUGCCUCCCUGUUACUCGCGCUUCCCAAAGACGGAGGGAGAGGUAAGCUACCCCACAUUUCCUUCCCUGCUUCCCCCCAUCCCCUUCCCUGCUUCCCCCCAUCCCCUUCCCUGCUUCCGCCCAUCCCCUUCCCUGCUUCCCCUCUUCCCCUUCCCUGCUUCCCCCCACCCUCUUCCCUGCUUCCCCCCAUCCCCUUCCCUCCUUCCCCCCACCCUCUUCCCUGCUUCCCCCCGUCAUAUGCCAUGCUUCCCCCCACCCUCUGAGAAGUGGGUGACACACGCCAGCCUCUGCUUUCUUCCCCUCAUCCUCUGCCCUGCUUCCCCCCACCCUUUGCCCUGCUCCUCUCGCUUUUCCCAUGUGCUCCUCUCCUCCAUUUUACCAUCUAACCUGCCUCUCCCAUCUACCCCCCCUCUCCCUCCCCAUGUGCUUCUCCUGCCCCUCGCAUGUACCCCUCCUCUCCCCCCCCAUGUGUCUCUCCUGUCCCUCCAUUUCUUUCUCGUGCACACCCACCGCCUCUCCACUCCCUCCUGCUCGUGCACCUUCCCUCCCACCUGCCAGGAGCACGACCUAGAAACCUUACAGAGGGACUACAAGGUGCGGGACGUGGGUCUGUUGCGCGUUUCUUGGUGGACCUUCUCUUCCCUCCAUCCUUGCAUAGGCUUGAAAGCGCAAUAG
Molecule: messenger RNA, 999 nt
Organism: Closterium sp. Naga37s-1
Lineage: Eukaryota; Viridiplantae; Streptophyta; Zygnematophyceae; Desmidiales; Closteriaceae
Source: the annotation of a GenBank genome assembly